Ostreococcus tauri is the source of this 4329-nucleotide messenger RNA. RefSeq names its product unnamed product. NCBI's taxonomy places the organism in Eukaryota, Viridiplantae, Chlorophyta, Mamiellophyceae, Mamiellales, Bathycoccaceae. The record is from RefSeq and is a predicted model, not a curated record. The transcript is spliced from 2 exons. Bases 1 to 4329 code for a protein of 1442 amino acids.
AUGUCGCGACGACCGAGCGAGGGCGCGAACCCGCUGUGGGAGACGCUGCGGCGAAGCGUGACCUCGCCCGCGUCCGCGGCGUCGUCGAGGGAGCGAACGCGGGCGCGAACGCCGGACGAGAGGGAGGAUCAACGCGCGCGCGCAUCGGGACGGUACGACGCGAUCGACGAGCGGUCGGGCGAUGUGGGGGAGGAACGAUCGAGGAUGACGCGCGUCGCGCGGGGUGGAGGGGUGGCGCGACGAACGGAGCGAUCGCCGGCGAGGAGCGAGACGAGCGAGCGGUAUUACGACCGGGACAGCCGGGACGGCGGAGGCGGACGGCGUCUGGAGCGGGAUCGAACGCCGCCGUCGAGGUAUGAUGACGCGCGAGGGAUGCGCGCGACGUCGUUGAGAGGUGCCGGGAUCGAGCGAGGGCCCGAUGGGGAGACGUUCGACGCCGGGUACUACAAGCAACGCGUGGCUCGUUUGGAGGAGAAAGUCGCGAAGGAACAGCAAAAGGUGAAAUCGACGGUGAAGUACUACGAGGAACAGUUCGAGGUGCAGGCGAAAAAGCUCGCUGAGAAGCACGAGGAGGAGCUCAGGGGGGCGAGCGAGGAGGCGGUGAAGCUCAGAACGCAGGUGGAGUGGCUGAACAAGGCGCAAGAGUCGCUCAAGGCUGAACGGGCGGCGCGAGAAGAGUUGGAGCAAGAGGUCCGCGCGUUGCGUUUGAAGGCUGAGGCCUCCUCGACCUCGGACGCCGAGGCUGAGAUCGUGUCUCUCAAACAAGCGAACGAAGAGGCGAUGAAACGCGUCCAGGCGGCCGAGGAGGAGUUGAAAGGGGUGCGGGAAAAGGCGUUUUCCGCCGAAGCCAAGAUGGGAAACGCUGAUCCCGCCGAGAUUUCGCUCUUACAGACGCAAUUGGACAACGAGAAGGAACAGCGCUCAAUCGCAGAGGCGAACCUCGAGAGCUUAAAGCAGCAGGCCAUCGAUCCAGUAGAAAUGAACUUGUUGAAGAAGCAGCUCAGCGAGACGGAGACAAAGGUUGCGAAUCUUCAAGGCGAGCUCGAGCGCGCCAAGGAAGAUAAGGAGGCGGCUGAUCACGUCAGGCAAAGAUUAGACGUCACCGAAAAGCUCGUCUACGAGCUUAAGGCCAAGGCUCUUCGGGUCGAUGAACUCGAGCGCACAAGUAUGGACGCGGCGAAGGACAAAGAACAGCUGCGCAAGGCAUACGACAAGAUUCAGGAUUUGACAAGCAAGUUGCUCUCUAUGACGAGCGAGAAGGACGUACUGGUGUGUCAAAGCGCUCAGCAGGUGCACGUGGAGGCACAGCUCGAACAGACUAGAACUGAGCUGACCCGCAUGAAGAACGAAGUGCACAUAGCAAACGUGGACAGAUCGAACACCGAGAUGAACUUUAAAAACGUCGUGGACGACAUCGCUCGCGCUCUGCGCGAAUACGUCAUGAGCGCUAUACGCUGGGAAGGGCGCAUGUUGAAUGAAAUCAAUGAAGCCCACGAAGAGCACGCGGAAGUCCGACGCCAGACAAUGAAUCUGGUACAGGUCGCUGAAGCUGACGCACAGCGAGUACUUCGGGAGUCCAUCACCGCAGUGAACGACGCUCGUCACGCCUUACAAGAGACCCAUAGGCGUACCGAAGACAUCAUUGAAGAUGCUAUUCGCUCUGAACGUCUUUGGCAUUCCGAAGAAACGAAGACCAUGCGCAUCGAACUUGUCGAGGCGGAGCGAAGAGUGUCCAAUGCAAACACUCAGAUCGACGACUUGUCUGAACAGUUGCGCCAAAUGCGCAUCGAUUUACACUUGGCCAAAGAUGCUCACGCUGCACUGGCCGCAACGAGCUCGGUACCUUCCAUGGUGGACACGGCACGAGAUUAUGGAAGCGACGAUGCGCGCUCCAGCGGCGAAAACAAGGAUGCAGAGAAAAUGCGCCAAGAGUUGCGCGUUACUCAGUUCCAGCUGCUUGCACUCAAGGCUCGUCUCCAAUUUCAGAUUGAUCCCGAGGUAAGAGAUCUCGAAGAGAAACUGCAAUUUAUGCGAGAAGAGCGCGACGAUGUGCCAGAGAUUAUUGCAGCUCGCGGAUUUGACUUGGCAGAGGUUACAGCGCUUCAGGACGAGCUUGAGCGGUGCAAAGCUCAAAUCGAGAGGCUCGAGUCCGAGAAAAAGAACCGUACCGCAUCGCUGAGAGAAGACUAUCUUGAGCAAGCUCUCGCGGAUGCUCGAUCAGAGCUCGCGGCGAGGGAACAGUCUCUUCUAAAACUACGAAAAGAGCAAUUAAACGCGCUCGAUGAGGCUACUGAAGACAUGGAGUCGCACGUGCGAAUCAAGAUGACUGAAUUGCGCGAAGAGCUCAUACUUGCCCAGGCACAGCGAGAGCAGUCACGUGAUGAGUUGAAUCGGGCUCAGGACGAGCUCGUCAUCGCUCGCAGCGAACGUGACGACGCGAUCACGAAUGUGCAGUCCAUGCAAGAAGAACUCGCAGAGAUGCGCCAAACCAUUUCCGAGAUGACAUCGUCGCGAAGUGAAAUCAUGACGGUUGGAAAGGAAGAGGUUCGACUGCGCGAGGACGAGUUGGAUGCGGUUCGCAGAGAGCUUAGUAACAUUCGAUCUCAAAAGGACGACGCUCAGUACGCCCUCGAUGAAAUGAAGAGUCGACUCCUCGACACCGAGUCGAGAUUGGCGGAGGUUCAGGAGAGGAAGCGACUUUUGGAGGCCGAUCGAUCCCACCAGUCGAAGACCGUGAACGAGCGAAACAAGCUGGAAUGCAAGGUUCUCGCUCUACAGGCCGAACGCGACGAGACGCAAACGAAGCUCGAACAAGUCAUCCUCUUGAGAGAGCAACUCGAAAACGAGAACAAGAUUCUUCUCUCCAAGUUGGAGCAAUCUGACGAGGCUCUCAAGUCAACGGUGGCGCAGAACGAUUCUGAGCUGUCAGCGGCAAAUCAGACCAUCGCCUCGUUGAGAGAGCGAGUGGAGGAGGUCGAAAACGAACUCGUUUCGGCGCAAGAUGCAUUCAAGCGUGCAAGCGUCGACAGAGACGUCGCGAACAGUACGCUCGCACAAGCCCGCGAGGCUCUGGACGCACGCGAAGUCGAGCUCAAGCUCGCCGAAAAGGAGGGUAUCGAUAAGGAGAACCAGUGUCGAGAAGUCACGGAGGCUCUGCGUUCGACGCAGCUCGCUCAUAAAGAAACUCAGAGUGAACUCGAAAAGAUGGAAGCCGAACUCAUCAACUUGGCCGAAGUUGUCGAGCACGGAGAAGACUCGAUCGAAAAAUUGAAGAGCGAAAUCGAACGGAAAUCGAAAGCCCUCGAACAAGCUCAAGCGCUUAUGGACGAGAAAACGAAGAUCUCGGUCGAGCUUGAGGCCGAGAGAGACGUGGCUAAUGAAUUGUUGAUUGAGGUGCGGCAGUCUCUUGCAGAUUCUCAGGCCGAGGUGCAGCUCAGCGAGGCGUAUUUGCAAAAUGCGACCGCGGCGGUUGAGAAGCAUCGCGUCGAACGGGAUGGGUUGGCUCGCGCUCUCGAAGAGUCAAAUGACAUGGUGCAAGCGGCAGAGGCUCAGCUCCAAGCUAUGUCGGCGCAGCUCGCCGAACUAUACCAAGAAGUCGAGGAGUAUAGAAGCAUGGAGACUACCGAGAAUGCGGAGCUCAAGGAGACGCAGGACGCGUUGGACGCGGUUCUAGAAAAGUUCCAACUCUUGCGAGAUCAUCACGAAGACCUCAAGGCUGAGGUGAGCACAGCGCUUGACGCUCGAGAGCGCGACAAGGUGGAACAUAGGAACAUGAUAGCACAACUCAACAGCGAUUACGAAGAUCGUCUUUCAACUUUACAGCUCAGUUCCAACUCGGAUAAGGGUGCUCUGCUUGUCGAGCUUCUCGACAUCCUCAGCGAUGUCGUGUCGGCGAACGAAGACGCACAGCUCGCUGGAGACGACACCGAGGCGAGAACAGAGGCACAGUACGCUAAGAAGGACGCUCCUCCGCCGAACGAGGAAGCCGUCGCAGCUCUUACGCGCAUAAAGUCCUCGCUUGAGUCAUACAAGCGCCAAAUCCGUGAAAACAUGGGCCCGAAGGAUGACGUCGCGAUGGAAGCCGUUCGAACAAGUCUACGUCUCCGCGUCUUCGUUCUCGAGAGUCUCAUGGAUCUGGUCUCACAACGCUCUCGAGUCGGCGCGUACAAGGGCCAAACCGAGGCAGCGACACGUGCAGAGGCUUUCAUGGGCGCCAACGUUCGAACGGAGGAUCCACCCGAUCAGGACGUCGUCAAGAAGCGCUCGCUCCUCGGCUUUGCCCCCAAUGUUAACAUCGGUCUCAAACUAUUCGGCCCGAAGCAUCGGUGA